UGGAAUAUUGUGAUUAUGAGGAAACGGUGGUAGAUUUAAGUAUAGACAAAUAUGAAUUAGGUGCCAGUGAUAUUAAAGUAACAAAUGACAAAGUAAUUGAAUUAAAACAAAUAUUAGUAAAG
Molecule: messenger RNA, 122 nt
Organism: Racocetra persica
Lineage: Eukaryota; Fungi; Glomeromycota; Glomeromycetes; Diversisporales; Gigasporaceae
Source: the annotation of a GenBank genome assembly